ACUCUGCUGACAAUGUGAACUUCAGUCACUGUAAGACCGUGGGGGUGAAUCUGUUACAUACCUAAAGAGGAUUUGAUCUGCAGUCUUCAAAGGAAUGAGGAACCAGAGCUGAUGGAGUCAGAGUAAAGAAGCAGAACCUCUCUGCAGUGCUUGAACCAGUCAGCAUCAGGAUCUUCAUGGUGUGUUCGACGAGGAGAACUAUUCUGCUGGAGGCAGGUUCGCGCUCAUGUCGACAAACGUAGAGAUGAGAGUCUGCUGGAUGUUGGUGAUCGUCCUUGGCUGCAGCUGGUCAGAAGCUUCAAAAUCCCUGGGCAAAGACUGCGGAAAUGUUCAGUUGAGAAGUUUCUGUUCAAUCUGCAACACACCUGUACUGGUGCCGUGCCCAAACAUCACCGCUGCUGAGAUGGUCUUCAAACUCUUUAAGGAUCAAGAAUACCUCUCCAACAUUUCGUGCAUCCACAGUAACAGUACGCUGACCUGUGAAUUGUCCAAAACCAGUGCUGACAUCCAGGUCCAGAAGCACCAGCAGGAGAAAUCUGUCAGUUUUCUCCUGACUGGAGUGACUGACAGCAGCCAGGGCAUCUAUGGAUGUGAAGGCACUAAAAAGUUUCCUCCUCCCAUGAUAACGGUACAGAGUGACGUGAGGAUCCAGGUUCUUCAAGAUUUCUUUUUUCCAGGGCAUAUCUGCAAGUGCAAAGAGAACAGUCGUCCCAGCGGGGAGGACCCACAAUUCAGAUUGGACUUGCUGUUGAUUAUUCUUGUUGUACUGCUCAGCAUCUACAGCAUCAUUUUCACCAUCAUUGCAGUUGUCCAGUGGGUGAAGCAGAGAAGCACAGAUUCUCACAACGACUACAUCAACACCAAGCCCAGAGCACCACAAGAUCGCAAGAGGAACAAAGGCGUUCAGAAACCUGUGCCGCGGCACUUCUGAGAAUCCUCUCCCACUAAUUGCACUCACUUCGUCACUAACAGCACUAGACACAGCUGUACACUGUAAAAGCAUGAUUUUAUUUUUUUUUAUUUGCUUUUUUAUGUCGUAGCAUUUCAUUUGUCCGUUGUGAUCAAUAAAACGUUUUACCAUGAA
This is a messenger RNA of Cynoglossus semilaevis (tongue sole), 1084 nucleotides long. RefSeq names its product CD28 molecule. Gene Ontology annotation, cellular component: external side of plasma membrane. Gene Ontology annotation, biological process: regulation of T cell proliferation; T cell receptor signaling pathway. The transcript is spliced from 4 exons. The record is from RefSeq and is a predicted model, not a curated record. Bases 227 to 931 code for a protein of 234 amino acids. Lineage: Eukaryota; Metazoa; Chordata; Actinopteri; Pleuronectiformes; Cynoglossidae.